This is a messenger RNA of Triticum dicoccoides, 3943 nucleotides long. RefSeq lists its product as uncharacterized. The coding region runs from base 255 to 3524 and encodes 1089 amino acids. Lineage: Eukaryota; Viridiplantae; Streptophyta; Magnoliopsida; Poales; Poaceae. Gene Ontology annotation, molecular function: protein binding; RNA binding. The record is from RefSeq and is a predicted model, not a curated record. The transcript is spliced from 14 exons.
AGGCCUGUGCAGGAUAAGUGCGGCUUUUGCAGUCUGCGUUCGCCGUGCGCGGUGGGUGUCUGUGGGUGCCGGAGGGCGGGGAGAGGAGAGGGGAGGAGCGCUCCACUACUAGCAGCAGUCUACAUAAGAGGAGGGCGAUCGAGCGGAGGCGCAGGGUGUUUGUCUGUGUGAGCGAGCGGGAAGAGGGUGGAGAGGGGUUUCGGGGAAGCAGCAGAGCAGGUGCGGCGAGGCUUUCUGCGACUCCGGCCGCGCGCAUGGGAGAGAGCUUGAGCGAGGAGGGUGGCGGGACGACGGACAAGAUGGGCAAGCAGGACAACGACGUCUCCCGCGCCGUCGUGGAGGACGACACCGCGCUCCUCCUCGCGGCGGUGGACAGCAUCAAGAAGGCGGCGCUGGGCCGGCUGCGCAACGGCUCCGACGCCGCCAGGAUCCUCGACCAGGACAUGUCCAACAGGCUCCUCCACCUCGCCUGCAGGCACGACGCCGCCGAGUGCGCCAGGCUCCUCCUCGACGGGGAGUACGGGAUCACGCCGGCCUCCGUCGACGCCAGGGACCCGCUCACGCGGACGCCCCUCCACGUCGCUGCCGAGGGGCACUCCAAGAGGUGCAUCCAGCUGCUCCUCUCCAGGAACGCCCGGACGGACGUCAGGCUGCUCGAUGGCACACGCCUAGUCGCGCUCGAGGUCGCGCUCAUGAGCAGAAGGGUUCAAGUUGAUUGGUCACAGGACAACUCGGUCGAGGAUCUUCUUGCUUAUCUGCAACAAAAGGAUCUGAACGCGGUGAGGCUUCUGGCAGAGAAGACCAGGGAGGUUGGGGAGGUGGCUUACAGAUACGCCAUGGAGGGGCGUGUCGCUGCACUCGCAAUGCUGCUCCUGGUGACUGAGGAAAGGAUAUCGGCGAUGGUGAGCGUGGUGAUUGAUGGCGUCAGGACAAAGAGAUCAAUCUACAACUCUGUUGUGGACGAGGUUCUGUCGAUUGGAGAGGCUUCAGCUAGAGAAGGCAAUGAGAUGAGGAGGAAAGCCUUGCUCUGUGAGAUUCAGCUGCUUAACCAAUUUGGGGCCACAGUGUGGAGGGACCGAAAAGUUGACAGGAGAAGCUUGCCCCCUCUACUUAGGGCUGCAAAGGCCGGAGAUAUGAAUGUCACAAAGAUGCUUCUGAUGGGGGAUGUUGAUGUCAAUGAAACCGACCCCGAAGGAAACACAGCACUUCACUGGUGCCUUAGUAGUAGCUCAAGCACACAGGAGCCAAGGAUUGUGUGGCUCCUGCAGAAGAAUGGUGCCAGAGUUUUCCAGGGGAACAAACUAGGUCUCACACCAGUGCACGGCGCUGCAGCUAAGGGCAAUUACAAGGCUCUUCAGUCACUUCUGCUUCAUGCACAAGAUUGCGUUGAUAUACCUUCCAAGACCAAAGAAACCCCAUUAUUCCUUGCAGUGAAAAAUGGUUCUUUGAGCUGUGUACGACUUCUUUUGCGUUAUGGGGCUAACCCCAAAGCCCAGAACCUGCGAAAGCAAAGACCAAUAGACGUGGCGACAUCCCAGGACAUGCGGUUCCUUCUCAACUCCGCAAAUGUUGUACCAAUGAACCAUGGCUCAAUGGAAAAGAACCAUGCAAUGAAAAAAGAAAGGCACAAAGAGCUUCUGGAUGAUGAUUUCGAUGAUUGUGACAACGACGAUUAUUAUGAAAGCUAUGUUGUGCCAAAGGCGUCAGUAGGUCACCGGGAUUUUCGGGUUAAAAGUAAGGGCCACAGUACCCCGAAAGAAGGCCCCAAAUUAUCUCGGCAUAAUGAUCACUGGGAGAAGCAUGACUACACUCGCAAAAUCUUUGUUGGGGGUCUCCCGCUUUCAGUAGACGAUGCGUACCUUAGCAAAUUCUUCAGUACUGAAUUCGGACCUGUGGAGGAAGCAAUAGUCAUUACCUUAAAAAUAGACGAGAGGAUACAGUCCCGAGGCUUUGGCUUUGUAAAAUUCAAAAGAGAGAAGGAUAUGAUUAGUGCAAAGGAAGCUCAUCAUGUCUAUGUGCUUGGGAAGAGAGUGGAGAUAAAGGAUGCUGUUGCUAGACCGUCCCUGCCUGAACUCGAAAGAGCAACUUCCUUCAGGCACCAUGUACGUGAGUCCCCAAGAGUGACUCAUAGUGAGCUGGAGGAUGAACAAGCUGAGCAAUAUAACUUUGGAAAACGGCGGCCAAUGCCAGAGAAGCACCUCCCGUCUUGGUUCUUCAUAUUCAGGAGGUGGUUGCCAGGAUUUCUCAUGGAAGCAACCGAGCGAUAUGGGGAGAAGUACCCAUUAUGCUCUGUGAAGACUGAUUUCAGAUCAUGUUGCAGAAUGGAGCUUGAUCAUUCUGCCCUUGGCUAUCCUAAGCUAAGCGAUUUCAUGCGCUCCCUCCCUGGCAUAUGCAGGAUGCGUGUAGUCCCUGUAGGAAAUGGCCCUGCAACACAUAUGGUCCUUCUGCCACCCCUCUCAAGGCCAAAGUAUGUACCCUUGCUGGAGCCUUACUCGUUUGAUCAUGACGAGCUCCCAGAAUCAGUGUCAGAUCAUCACUCUCCAAGAUCACCACUUACCGCCAAUAUCACUGAGAAUGCUCCUUAUAGCACUGACAGUCCACAGGGUGAUGCAUGCAGCGAGACCAAUGUCCAGAGCCAGCAUGAUGAUGAGUGUAGCAGAAGCAAUGGCGAAAGCCUGCCGGAUGGUGAUUCCACCUCCAAUGGUAGCUUACUUGAUGAGGUUACUGUGAGCACACCAAAGUCUGAUUUGAUCGAGUCACCUGCAAGAAAGCCUGAUUUGAUCGUGUCUGGAGCUCUUCCUGGAAAAGCCGAACAAGGACCGUUAAGGAGGCCUGAUUUGGUCGAGUCUGCACCUACAAAGAAACUCGAUUUGAUUGAGUCCAGUCCUCCUCCUUCUCCUCCUAGCAAGGCUGAUUUGGUUCAGCCUGGGCCUGCAGGGAAGCUUCAUUUGGUUGAGUCCAGUCCUCCUAGGAAGGCUGAAUUGGUUGAGCCGGGACCAGCAAGGAAGAUUGAUUUGAAUCAACCCAGACCAACAACACGCUUUGUUGAUCGUCCUGUUGAAAGGCCAGCAAUCACUCCAAGCAGCUGCGAGAAUGAAAUGAGAUUCUCCUUCUUCCACUCACAGUGGGACAAGUACCUAACUCCACAUGCCAAGAGUGACUACUGCAUCAUAUGCCGCUCCUGUGAGGCCGCGAUGGAGCUUGUCCCGUGCCUCCAUAAGAUAUGUGUUGCCUGCAUGAUGAGGUGCAAUGUCAGGGCAUGCAUGACCUGUGGCACUGCUGUAAGUGGAGUCAAGUCUGCCCCGGCGCUGGACGCAAAAUCCCGACACGUGGGAGUCAUGGAGUGCGUCUCGGAUCAAAAGUGCCAGUUGAUGGUUGUCUGCAGUGGAGCUGAUGCAGUUGUGAGAUGCUCCCCCUGCAUGCACACCAUAGCUUGCCGAGGCUGCCUCCUGGCCUCGGUGACACUGCUCAAGAAGUGCACUGUCUGUGACUGCAUGAUUGAGCACUUCAAGUUUGGUCCAUAAGGUCUAGCUCCCUAAUACCGAAGACUGAUCUAGUAGUAAUGCAUAGAAUAAGGCAGGCGAUCCCACAGACUGAAGGAGACAUUGAUCCCAUCUCCUUCGAUGUUCUGAGCUUGUGGGAUGAUGCGCCUAAAUAGGCCAUGUUUAGAGGAGUGCCCUUUGCUGCUCCCUUAUGUUUUUUUGCGUAGGAAUACCUUUUCCUAGAUGCUUGAUGGUCAUGGUUCUGUAAGCUUUGUGACGGGGGGCUGCGUCCCCUUCGAUUUUGGCAAGCUUACAGCAUCGGUACCAUGUGAAGCCCCCCUUUGUUAUCUGUUAUCGCGCUCUUUCACUGAACCUAUGUAUUAGUACUAUCUAAGUAAGAUGGAUCCUUUUCAGUUAUAUCUCUUGGUGAGCAGUGCUGGAGUUUGUGAUUUGCAGCUUUC